AUGCCAGCUGAGGUCACAGCACUUAAGCGGCAGCAGCAGCAGCAGCAGCAGCAGCAGCAGCAGCAGCAGCAGCAGCAGCAGCAGCAGCAGCAGCAGCAGCAGCAGGGGUCAUCGACACGGCAGGAGUCUUUGGGUUGCACCCUCGACCCCGAGGGUAAUGGCAAGGACGGCUGCAUGAGCAACUACCCCCAGUUCACCCUGGAGGACUUCAGGCGCUUGCCGGAUCGCCUGGUCCUGGUGCGCCACGCUGAGAGCGCGGGCAACCUGGACGCGACGCGCUACUCCGAGACGCCCGACUAUGAGAUUCCCCUCUCAGCCCACGGCCACCACCAGGCGCAGGCGUGUGGCAACCAGGUGCGUCGGCUGCUGGAGGAGGCGUACGGCCCGGGGACGCCCUACAAGCUGCACUUUGUGACGAGCCCCUACACGCGCAGCCGCCAGACGUACGUGGGGCUGCGGCAGGCAUUCCAGGAGGCCCACAUCGGGGGCGUGAACGAGGCGGUGCAGCUGCGGGAGCAGGACUUUGGCAACUUUCAGGUGCCGCACCGCAUUGCGGAGGACAUCAAGGAGCGCAACAGAUUCGGCAGGUUCUAUUACCGGUUCCCAGAGGGGGAGUCUACUGCUGACGUGUACAACCGCGUGGCCAUAUUUGAGGACAACCUGCUCAGAGACAUACGCGCAGGCGAGUUUGGCGCCAACGCGACCAUCAUGCUGGUGUCCCACGGCCUGACCCUGCGAGUCUUCAUGAUGCGCUGGUUCAACUGGAGCGUGGAGCAGUUCCUGCAGGUCUACAACCCACCCAACGCGUCCCCGUUGCUGAUCAACAAAGUGUCUGAGGAGGACUUUCUGGUCAGGAGCCGCAAGCAGGCAGGCAAGCGACAGACCGUCAAGAUCAAGUCGUGCUACGAGCUGGAUCGCAACUGCAUGAUUGACAUGCUGAGGGUCUGGAUGGGCUGA
This is a messenger RNA of Monoraphidium neglectum, 957 nucleotides long. RefSeq lists its product as hypothetical. The transcript is spliced from 10 exons. Lineage: Eukaryota; Viridiplantae; Chlorophyta; Chlorophyceae; Sphaeropleales; Selenastraceae. The coding region runs from base 1 to 957 and encodes 318 amino acids. Gene Ontology annotation, molecular function: phosphatase activity. The record is from RefSeq and is a predicted model, not a curated record.